AGCCAGUCUCCUGGCUUCCAGCCCAGGACUCUGCACUCCUCCCCCCACCUCCCUGCCUACUUCAGCAGGUCACCUGUGAAUCUGAUAGUCAGGUGGGCCCCACCCUGCCAGCUGGCCUCAGCGGGCAUGACUCAUCCGCUUCCCCAUGACUCACACACCUCAGGUGCUCCUCCUCUGGUCAACAAGUCUGGAGAAUUGGCAAAUAGACCCCCAUUUUUCUCACCUCUCCAAAGCCUCUGGGAAGAAUUCCUGCACUUCCUCUUUAUGGGGACUCUACUCUUCUACAGAAGAGCCACCAAGGCCUUGAGAGGGAAAGCAACUCUCCUAAAGUCACACAGCAAGCAAGCAGCACGGCCAGGGUGGGAGCCAGGCAUCUGGGCACCGAGCCCAGUCCCGACCUCCUCCCCAGAAGAUCACUCUCGCCUGACCUCCCUCUCAAGGACGGGAAAGGAGCAGAGACGCACUCUGAGCCUUAUUAGGAAGACCUCAGGGAUUCCCACUGAAUCCACUGUGGCUACUGCGGCUGCUUCUACCACUGAAGUCCCCUCCAGGCUUCCCUGGGCAGCCAGGGCGGGGUUUAAGAGGAGGACAGGUGUUUGCUUUGCUGUACCUACCUAA
Symphalangus syndactylus (siamang) is the source of this 618-nucleotide messenger RNA. RefSeq lists its product as uncharacterized. The record is from RefSeq and is a predicted model, not a curated record. Lineage: Eukaryota; Metazoa; Chordata; Mammalia; Primates; Hylobatidae.